Saccostrea echinata is the source of this 1282-nucleotide messenger RNA. RefSeq lists its product as uncharacterized. The coding region runs from base 1 to 648 and encodes 215 amino acids. The transcript is spliced from 10 exons. The record is from RefSeq and is a predicted model, not a curated record. NCBI's taxonomy places the organism in Eukaryota, Metazoa, Mollusca, Bivalvia, Ostreida, Ostreidae.
AUGCAUUCAGGGACAGACAUCGAAUGGGGAAGAAUGGCUUCAGGGACAGACAUCGAAUGGGAAGGAAUGGUUUCAGCGAAAGGAAUCAAAAGGGAAGGAAUGGUUUCAGCGAAAGGAAUCAAAAGGAAAAGAACGGCUUCAAGGAAAGGUAAAAAAUUGGACACAAUGGAUUUUCCAGACUUUGUAGUGAAGUAUUUUUUGAGUAGUACUAAAGAUAGAGGAAAGACUUAUAAAGACAAUGUCAGAAAGACACAAAAGGAGCUAGAGACGGAGGGGAAAGUAUUACAACAAACUUACUGGAUCCAUGCUCAGAACCUUACCUCACCUACUGAUGAAACCUUCGUAAAGGUGACAUCUUAUCUCCCUGGUUUUGUGCUGGAAUCGAUGACAUAUGAACCCACAGAAGAUUUUCGAUACAGAAUCAAUGUGCUCAAAAAACAACCCCGCGGACAAAAGGAGGCUGAAAUAUUCAUCUGCAAUCCGAGAAUUACGAUAAUCAAUAUCAAGGUAACCAUCAAAAUAGAGGGAGUACCCCCAGAACAACCCGAAUUGCCUAGAAAUCCUCGACUUCACGGAAUUGGGAAUGCCCUAAGCGCUGUGGCUGGUUGUCUUUUCUAUUUUCUCCGUUGGUAUAUGAACAGUAACUGAAUCAUAACAAAAGAUUGGAAAAGUCUGCAUUACCAAAUUUACAUUAUUUUUAUAAAGCAUGUAUCUAUAUAUCUAUCUAUCGAUCGAUCGAUCGAUCCAUAGAUAGAUAGAUAGAUAGAUAGAUAGAUAGAUAGACGUGCCUAAUGGUUGAUAGCGCAAAACAUUACUAUUUUUUCUAAGUAUUGCUUACUUUACAAAUUAUUACUUUCACGUAAACACUAAUUAUAUUUAUUUGUUAGGUUUUAUACUAUACUAAUUUGUAUUUUAUAUCAGAUAACCUUUCUUUUCGAGUAAAUAGAUGCUAAAUCAUUUUUUUAUUUAAUUUUUAACCCCCCCCCCUGAAUUCCAUGAUGAGUUUAUAAUUAAUUAGCUCUCUAAAAUCUCUAACAAUAGUUGAAGGGAUACAUAGUAUAUGUACUGUAGUGAAUUUAAAAAAAAAAAAUACAGCUGUCUGGUGAAAAAAGAUAAAGCACCUGAUAAGACGCCUGAAUAAGAAUAUUAAAGAAAGAAAUCCAAAAAUGUACAUUAAAUAUGGGUAUACUCAUCAAUUCUCUGACUUGUACUUAUGUUGCAUUUGGUAAUAAAUUCUAAGAAUUGUAAUAAAAUGUGUUUUUUAAUAAAAUCUUGCGAGAAA